Messenger RNA from Drosophila biarmipes, 1722 nucleotides. Its product is annotated as mannosyl-oligosaccharide alpha-1,2-mannosidase IA-like. Gene Ontology annotation, biological process: N-glycan processing; carbohydrate metabolic process. The record is from RefSeq and is a predicted model, not a curated record. The transcript has 2 exons. Gene Ontology annotation, cellular component: Golgi membrane; endoplasmic reticulum. The coding region runs from base 16 to 1554 and encodes 512 amino acids. Gene Ontology annotation, molecular function: calcium ion binding; mannosyl-oligosaccharide 1,2-alpha-mannosidase activity. NCBI's taxonomy places the organism in Eukaryota, Metazoa, Arthropoda, Insecta, Diptera, Drosophilidae.
GGCAAUUUAACCAAGAUGACCGCAAAACAGUUUAUUCAAACAAUACUUCUUUUAAAAAUCCUCGAAGUGUACUCCCUUGUAAAGUUCCCAACAAAGAAGUUCGGAUUGUCCGGCCAUAUAGAUUGGCGAGUGCACUCUAAGCGGGAAAAGGUCAAGGAGAUGAUGCAGUUCGCCUGGAAGGGAUAUGCCGAAAAUGCCUGGGGCUUUAAUGAACUGAACUCGGAGCUGGGUGUUCCGCACAAUGGCAGUGUUUUUGGAAGUCACCACAUCGGGCUGAGCAUUAUCGACAGCCUGGACACUCUGUUCAUCAUGGGCUUGCAGGAGGAGUACGAGCAAGGCCGGAAAUGGGUGGCGGAUAACUUCACCCUGGACCACAUCGAUGGUUACCUUUCGGUGUAUGAGCUAACCGUUCGCAUCGCAGGUGGUCUCCUCUCGAUGUACGCCUUGACUGGAGACGAUCUGUACAUAAGCCAGUCUGAAUAUGUCAUAAGAAAACUUUUGCCAGCUUUUAAUUCCUCAGUACUUAUACCAUACGCCAGGGUAAGCCCCGCACUGAAAAAACCUGCUCCCCAUGUGUGGACACCUGAAUCGCUUAUCGGCGAGAUCGGCAGUAUGAACAUGGAGUUCUUUUACACCAGUGAGAUCACUGGGCACCGGAAGUACCGACCCAUAGUGCAUCAGGUGCGGGACAAGCUGGACAUGUUGUUCAAGCCGCGUGCCAUGUAUCCCGACUAUGUUCAUCCCAGGACAGCCAUCUGGGGACCCCUCAAGAUGUCCAUGGGACCCACGGGCGGCGGAGGUCUGUACGAGUGCAUGCUCAAGUCGUGGCUGCGGUCGAAUCAACUGGACAACCAGGCACGUGACCUGUAUAUGAGGGCUAUCCACCAGGCGAUCAACAGCAUGGUGGGACUGAGUUUUGGUGGCCUGACCUACGUGGGCGAGCUGGCCAAUUUUCAUGUAAUCCGACGGAUGGAGCACUCAACCUGCUUUACCGGCGGACUCCUUGCUUUGGGCUCCAUGGCCUUUUUUAAUGAUUCCCGGCUGGAAGCCAAGCACCUGCAGUUGGGCAAGGACCUGGCCCUAACCUGUCGUGAGAGUUAUAAACGUUCAGCCACUGGCCUGGGACCGGAGUCCUUUCAGUUCGACUCUGUGCCACGGGAAGAUGCCACCGCCAGGGAAAGCGAUUCGAAGGCCUAUCGAUUGAGACCGGAUGUGGUGGAGACCUAUCUUAUACUGUGGCGCCUCACCCACGAUCAGAAGUACCGCGAUUGGGGCUGGGAGGUGGUGGAGGCCCUGGAGAAGUAUUGCCGCACAAAGUUCGGUUUUGCUGGUCUGGAGAAUGUCUACGAUCCGAAUGGCCUCAGGGAUGGAGUGCAGGGAAGUCACCUCCUCAGUGAGACUUUAAAGUUCCUGUAUCUUCUCUUCUCCAAGGACUCGCUGUUGCCCCUCAAGAAGUGGGUCUUUAAUACUGCAGGACAUCCGCUUCCUGUUCGCUAUAUAAACAACAAGUUCCGCGGCAACCAGCUCAAGCCCUAUGUGCACUUUUCUAUUUAAUUUCAGGUUUUGAUAUCAGAAUCUUAAAAUUAGUGGCUUUCUCAUAUCUACGUAACAUAUAAUUAUUUAUGCGUUGAAUCGAAUUCAAAUUGUUAACCAACAGAAAAAGAUAAAAUCAAAAGCGACAGCGGUUUUCCCUAAAUAAAGUUAUUAAUUGUAUUCUCUUAA